GUUGAUAGCACGGCUAUGUAGGCCACCAAUCACGGCCGAAGAAAUAGUAUCCCCUUAAAAAAGGCCUGACUAGGACACACCUUCUGUGGCCACAUUCUGUGACUUAACACACAUAACACAUCUAUGGUUGAGAGAGCAGCUGCUCGGACUGGACUUGUUGGGUGAGUUGUAGUUUUUAAAAUAAUUUUAGAAAGAUUUUGUUGCAAAUAUAUGACACCGUGGUGUGACAGUUGGAAAUAUAAUAAUAUGACCUUUUAGUGUGACAGGGCACAUAUGUGACACGUUGACUGUGACAGGGCAAGUGACACGCUUUGACUUUCACAUGACAAGCAUGUGACAUUUUGACUGUGACAUGGCAAGUAAGUGGCACUUUGAUUGUGACAGGGCGACUGUGCGAUAUAGGCCACACAAUGAACGCGAUAUCAUCAACACUGAAUAGUCAGCUGAUGCUGGUGAAGCACAUGGGUCCUAGAGUUCACAGGAACUUGUAAAACAUAUCCUUCCCGUCGUUCAGAGAUAUGGUGAAACAUAUGGGUCCUAUUGUUCUAUAACUUGUUACAUUGAGCACCAGUAUAAGAAGCGUAUCUAUAAAAAAAAUAGGUGCCCUCUUACGACCGUAUGAGGAACGCAUCUAUAUAUUGAUAGGUGUACCUUUACGACCUUGUAUAAUGUUGAUCGACCGUAUUAGAGACUCAGUUAUAUAUCGAUAUGCGUAAUGUUACGGCCGAAUUAAAGACGUAGCUAUAUAUUUAUAGGUGUACUGUUACACCCGUAUAAGAGACAUAGCUACAUGUUUAUAGGCGUAUUGUUACGCCCGUAAUAGAGACAUAGCUAUAUGUUGAUAGGUGUACUGUUACGAGCUUAUUAGAGACAUGGCUAUAUGUUGAUAGGUGUAAUGUUACACCCGUAUUAGAGACAUAGCUAUAUGUUGAUAGUUGUACUGUUACGCCCGUAUUAGAGACAUAAACAUAUAUGUUGAUAGGUGUAUUGCUUCGACCGUAUUAGAGACGUACCUAUAUAUGUUUAUACGCGUACUGUUACGACCUUAUUAAUCUCAUAACUAUAUGUUGUUCGACCGUAUGAGAGACUCAGCUACAUUUCCAUAGGUCUACUGUUCGUUUCAUUCAGGCGUCGCCAAGGGGUCGCCAGGGGUCGGUCGCCCAGGGGUCGCCCAGGGGUCGGCCAGGGGUCGACAAGGGAUCGCCCAGGGGUCGCCAAGGGGUCGCCCAGGGGUCGCCAAGUGGUCGACAAGGGGUCGCCCAGUGGUCGACAAGGGGUCGCCCAGGGGUCGACAAGGCGCAGCUGCCUGGAUGGGUUGUGGUGUAAUAAAUUAGAUCUGCCCUGCUCCUCAGCCGUGACUUGUUUCCUUCAGUUGCUAUGGUGAUACUUGACGGUGAAUACAAAUUUUAUAGUGGACGUCUUUUCAGAAAUGUCAAUCUAGAGCAGUGGUUGUCAACAUUGCUAAUAAUGCCCCAACCCUUUAAUACAGUUCAUCAUGUUGUGGUGAGCCCGAACCAUAACAAUUAUUUUCGUUGCUAAUUCAUAAAUAGGUGUUUUCUGACGGACUUAGGCGACCCCUGUGUAAGGGUCGUUCGACCCCAGAAAGUGUCGUGACGCACAGGUUGAGAACCGGUGAUCUAGAGGCACGAAAUAAAGUCUGAGUGAAAGGGUCGGUCGUUGAUUUCUAUGGACAUAAUAUAAACUAAUGUCAGGUCCUAAAAAUUAGAAGCUUAAAUGUUUACAUUACAACUUGAGAUCGACUGAAUUUGAUUUUCUGUUUUCGGUUGAAGCCUAAACAAUACGUACGAAAAAUUGAAAAUGACCUUCGGCGGAAACCAAUAGCGAAAAUUUGAUCGGCCUCUAAAUUAUAUAUUUACUGAUUCCACGCUUUUCCAUUGUAGAAUUGAUAACGUCACUAUGCUGGGACUACUGGCCACUCUGAUUUCUGCACUGGUCACCUCGGAGGCGAGCAAAAACGUCCUGCUUAUCUUCGGUACGUUGACCACCACCACCACCACCGCCACCACCUUCUGUCAACAGUGUUGUUUUUUAGACCAUUGUUCGUUAACACCGCCUUAUUGGAGCAUUGUUUAUUAACAUUUGUGUUAUUUAAACCAAUGAUAUUUCAACACAUUGUUGUUUGUUUAGCCACAGUUUGAUAGCAAUGCCGUUUUGAUUGACAUUAGUUUGAUAGCAUACCGUCAAAUGUAAUAAAAGCUUGCCUGACGUAAGAUUGAUUAUCCAUGUACAACAUAUUAGUUGGGAUACAAAUGUGUGCUAUGUAUAAAAGUCUUUAUUACAAUAACAACGUUUACAUCCCGAGCCAGAGGCACGUGCCACGAGUUAAUAUCAUGUACCAUACCCGCCCUUUGUCCCUGAACCUGGCAUGUCUUAAACCAUCAUCAUCAACAGUAGCACUGCACCCCAUGUAGGGCCCCGGCCUGCUCCACCGCAUAUUUCGUUUCUGAUCGAUCCAUGGCUUUCCGCCUCAAUGCAUGAACGUUCUUCAUCAAUCCAUCUCAGUCUUGAUUUGACCUGUGAGUUGUCUGCCCAUAGACUCCUGUGUUUAGGUCACAUUUGCUGCUGUCCUAUCCGGCAUCCUCUCAAUGUGUCCUGUCCAGCGCAGCCUGUCCCAUUUAGUUGCCGCAUGUAUGGAUGGGUCUUCGAACAACUGAUAUGCAUGCACUUCCAGUUUUUUACGAAUUCUUUAUUAAUCAUCAUCCAACACUAGACCAUUUAUUUUUCUGAGGAUUUUCCUUCCCCAUGUAAUGAGCAGGAUCUCGACUUUUUGAUGGGGGACCCAUCUGCAGAAGCUGCUCAGUUCACAUUUAAAAAAAAAAAAAGAAGUGUUAGACAUUACAAACUCUAUUCUCGGAGUUCCCCAUCACAAACAUAAUAAGUGAAUGCCAACUUCUCACGCCUCACCACAGUCGACGAUGGCGGCAGCCUGCUCAGCGCCUACAACAACACCGUCUGUGACACGCCUAAUCUGGACAAACUGGCGGCCUCCAGCGUCACCUUCACACGUGCGUACACAUCUGUCAGCAGCUGCUCACCUAGCAGGUAAGUUCAUCCAGGUGGAAAAAUCAUAAACCCGAGGUCAGAUCCCACGCAUAGUUCACACUAUGCUUAUUAUUUUUGUUGGUUUCGUCCCCCUUAACUCAUUUCAAACAAACUUGAAAACAAAAAGGCCAUGAAGACAAAUUUAGUUUCAACUUGCAUAAUGAACAUCUCACCAGCAAACUCUUACACACAGGGGUCUUGCAUGACUUUAACUCUGCCCAUUGUGUGACUUUGACCAUUAGGUCAGUGCUACUAACUGGUUUACCACAGCAUCAGAACGGGCAGUACGGACUACAGCACGCCUACCACCACUUCCAAUCGUUUGACGACGUCCAGAGCUUGCCACAGCUGCUCAGUAAAAAUGGGGUGAGGACAGGUGAGUCCGUGUGGUUUAACUGUACUGGUUGGUAUGUGUGGUUUAACUGUACAGGUGUGUCUGUGUGGUUUAACUGUACAUGUGGGUCCGUGUGGUUUAACUGUACUGGUGGGUAUGUGGGGUUUAACUGUACAUGUGUGUCUGUGUGGUUUAACUUUACUGGUGAGUCCGUGUGGUUUAACUUUACUGGUGGGUCCGUGUGGUUUAACUGUACUGGUGGGUCCGUGUGGUUUAACUGAACUGGUGGGUCCCUGUGGUUUAACUUUACUGGUGGGUCCGUGUGGUUUAACUGUAUUGGUGGGUACAUGUGGUUUAACUGUACGGGUGAGUCUACGGGGUUCACCUGUACUGGUAGGUCUAUGUGGUUUAGCUGUACUGGUGAGUCUGUGUGGUUUUACUGGGCUGGUGAGGCUACAUGGUUUAAAAGAACUGGUAGGUCUGUGUUGUCUUACUAUACUAUUAUGCUAUGUUUAACUGUACUGGUGGUCUAUGUGAUUUUAAGUUUUGAACACUGCACGUGGUCUUAAGCGGACAUGGAACGGAACACGUUUUGUAAAUUUUGCGAAAAGUUGUACAACACUCAUGUCUUUAGGAACUCCAAUGCCAGGCAGAUAAAUCAGGGGUCUCAAACUCAAAUCAUCCGGGGCCGCAAGUAAUAGAAUCUGAGUGAGACUUGGCGGCAUCAAGUAUUCCACACACAAAAAAAAGCGAUUACAAAGUCAAUAAAGAACAACUGUUACAAUCUGCUGAACAUUUAUUUAUAACAAUUAAAAACAUUAAGGGUUCUCAAGAACUAGGCUUCACUUUCUUCCUCCUACUCCUUGUUGCCAGAGAUUUGGCAGCGCGUCUUCUAACACAGCUGAGCAACAUUUGAGUUGGGUGAGAAAGCAACUGAGACCCUCGGUAUAGUUUGAAGAUGCUCAUCAGUAAGUUGUGGCCCUGAACUUUGACUUGUUAAAGUUCAUAGUGGGUAAGAGCUUUUCAUACAGAUAGGUACUCCCAAAAAGGCACAUGAUCCGCUUGAGCAACCUGGAAAUCUCUGGAAGGUGGAUUGCAAUAUUCUCAUAAAUUAUCCAUGCUUGUCUGUUUUUCCAUUCACCUCCCUGAACUUAGAAUUUCACUGAAGAUCAACUAGCUCCAUUUGAAGCGCAAUUAGGAGGUGGGGGGGGGGGGUGCAUCUUCCAAAUUGAAGGAGAAAUGGUCAGCAAAAAGUGGAAAAGUUGCUCUGCUUGAUUUGAAGUCUAAAAAUGUGAUCAAAUUCUUCCUGUAGCUUUGCAAUGGCAUCAGCAUACUUCCUACUAAAGGGUGUGCCCGAGUCCAUCAGGACUUGACAUGUUGGGAAAUGGCAGAGGUUUCCCUAGAAUCAUAAAACAAGUUUUGUGCAGAAUGCCCAGACAUUGUCAUUGGAUACACUGACAAUCUACCCCUGGUCUUGUAACUUCUUGUUGAGUAAAUUUAGCUCCUGUGUAAUGUCAACAAGAAAAGCACAGUCCAUGAGCCAUUUUUGGAUCACUUAGUACAGGAACAACCACCCCAUCAUUCUCAAUGAAGGGUUUGAAGGCUAAAAAGUGCUCAAACAGUAGGCAUGGGUAGGAAAUAUUUAUGAAUUAUUGAUGCGAUGGAAGAUGCUAUUGUAGGGAGAAUGAAUUUUGAUUUAUUUUUUGUCGAAUAAAAAGCCUUCUUUGAUUAACCCUAUUUUGAAAGUGACCAAGCUGACAGGCUCGAAUUUCUCUCACUCGUAAACACUAGCAGCAAUUUUAAUAGGGAUUCUUUGAUACCGUGUCAGGUUGCAAUGAUUUAUACAAUUAUGGUUAUGCAUUGCGCACUAACUGACUUUUAAAACUUUUCUCAAAACCGCAUUUUGGCCGCCAUGUUUGUCUCAUAAAAUAAAAACUUUUAGUCAGAUUUUUUACAACGGUUUUGACCAUUCUAAUCAAGGUCCAAAUCUAUACAAACAUUAUAAAUAUCAGAAUUAGACUAGUCGGUGAGAUGCUACUUAAACUUUCGCGGAGGUUCGCAUCAUAGAUAUGAGAAUGGGGCGCGGGGCGCAUUAAAACUAAACUUUGCUGUCCUGUAGAGGGCCGAAAAAUAUCGUCUUGCGAAGCGCAAAUGGCUCGCGGGUCGCGAAUUUGAGACCCCUGAAAUAAAUGAAACGUCUGAACUUUAGCGAUCAGAAACAGUAACUCUUGAUACAGCUGCACAUUUCUUCAAUCAGAAACGAUAACUCAUAAAAGUCUCACCUGUACCAUGUCGUUCUCAGUACAAUUCUGAGAUACUUCAUAAUCACAUAGGUCUCACCUAUAAUAUGUGGUUCUCAGUUCAAUUGUGAGAUACUUCACACCCAUGUAAGUCUCACCUGUACCGUCUUGCAGUUUAUGACUUUCAAAGAUAUAUUUCUUGGACCAGGACUUAUCGGCAAAAAGCACGUGGCCCCGCCCACGGUGUACAAGUUCGACUUUGAGAGGUCAACAGGCUUUGACCUUGACCAAGUGGGCCGUAACAUAACAUACAUGAAAGAGUUUGUCAGAGAAUUUUUGCUAGAGACAGCUGAUAGGUGAGUAGCUUUAGUUUCCCUAGUUAUUGUUGGUUUGUAAUGUAGCGCGUGUGUCUGACACAAGCAUACCAUCUUUGUUGUCAGUUCUGUGUAUUUUUUUUUUUACAAGUGUGUCUGGCAUAGUAAAAAAAAACAAUAAAAAUCAAUCUGCUACGGUCUGAUGGUGAGUCAGGAGAUGGUGAGUCAGAAGAUGGUGAGUCAGGAGAUGGUGAGUCAGGAGAUGGUGAGUCAGAAGAUGGUGAGUCAGGAGAUGGUGAUUCAUGUUGCAAUGUAUAAGUACUCCAGUCCAUCCGACAAGUAUGAGACCUACUGUUGCACGCGAGAGGUGACCACAUAUUUAUAAAAUCUUCCACAGACCCUUCUUCUUGUACAUAGCAUUCUAUGACACCCAUCGAGGGGACAACACAUCGACCUUUGGUCAGUUUAUGAACAAAUGGGGCACCGGGCAGCCUGGGAUGGGGCUCAUACCGGACUGGAAACCCAAAGUUUACGACCCUGACAAGGUCGUGGUGCCGUACUUCUUACCGGACACGCCCGCAACCAGGUCGGACAUAGCUGAGAUGUAUACGUCCUUCAAUCGACUAGAUCAAGGUGAGCACACCCCGGGGGGGGGGGGGGGGGGGGGUGGUCGGUCAACCCUGAUGAAGACUGUUGUUAAAACUCGUGCUCAAGAUAGGAUACUAAUAUUAGGGACUGCCUUCAGCUGCUCAAAAACAGCCCUUAAGGCAGUGGUUCUCAACCUUCCUGAUGACACGACCCCUUAAUACAGUUCCUCGUGUUGUGGCGACCCCCCCAACCUCAAAAUUAUUUACGUUGCUACUUGAUAACUUUAGAGUAUAUGUAUUUUCCGAUGGUCUUAGAAGACCCUUUUGAAUGAGCCAUUCGACCCCCAAAGGGGUCGCGACCCACAGGUUGAGAACCGCUGCCUUAAGGAAUAACCACCCCAGGAAACGUUUUGGGUGUGUCUUAUUUUUCUUUCUCUUCUCAUCUUCUAUAAAUAGUUUUGUGUAGAUCGUUAAACUUCUUUCAAUAUCACAAUAAAAUUUAAAAAGUCAAGAUUCUUUGUCCCGAGACCUUUGAAAGGCACAAGGCUCCUAAAAGGCACGGGGCUCCUAAAUCAGACAGGACAAUUUAAAGGCACAGGGCUCCUAAAAAGCACAGGGCUCCUAAAUGGCACGGGGCUUCUAAAUCAGACAGGACAAUUUAAAGGCACGGGGCUCCUAAAAGGCACGGGGCUCCUAAAAGGCACGGGGCUCCUAAAUGGCACGGGGCUCCUAAAUCACACAGGACACUUUAAAGGCACGGGGCUCCUAAAAGGCACGGGGCUCCUAAAAGGCACGGCGCUCCUAAAAGGCACGGGGCUCCUAAAAGGCACGGGGCCCUUAAAAGGCGCUAGGCUCCUUGGCACAUGUCUCAUCUGCCUUCUGGUUAAGCCGGCACUGGCCUUGUCAUUAGACGGAUUGAACUCGUCAUUAAACAAAACUGUUUACAAAUAAUGGGGAUUUUAAUGUAUGCACUUAACUCAAUUUAUUUCUUUUUUUUUAAAUUAUUUUUUUUAAACUUUAUUUUGGAUGUUUUUGUUUUGAAUCCACCAAUCCCAGGUGUUGGCUUAUUUCUGGAAGAGCUAAAAUUGUCAGGUCACCUGGAUGACACGCUGAUCAUGUUUACCGCAGACAAUGGUAUCCCAUUCCCCAACGCCAAGACCAACUUGUACGAGCCCGGAAUGGGUGAGCCGAUGCUGAUGUCAUCUCCGCUUCACAAGGAGCAUUGGGGCAAGGUAACCCAAGAUGACACAUGAACCCCUAUAUGACAUGUGGCAAGGUAAACCGAGAUGACACGUGUACCAGUGUAUGACAUUGCGAAAGGCAGGUCGAGGUGACACAUGUACCAAUUUGAGACUAAAUGAAACCUUGUAUUUUGGAUGUAUCAAAGAUUUUCGGUGUGAACUUUGUUUUGGGAGUCUUCAGUGCAUUUGAUUUGCUUCUCUCUCUCUCCUCCCCACCCGGGGCGGGGGGGCGGGGGUCCCUUCCGGGGCUGUUUUUUUUUCAAAUGCCAGGGAGAUCGCUAUUUCGAGGUUCGUUAUUUACAGGUUUCAUUUUGCCAAAAAAAAAAAAAAAAAAAAAAAAAAAAUGGGGGGGGGGGGGUCCCUUCCGGGGCGGUUUUUUUUUCAAAUGCCAGGGAGAUCGCUAUUUCGAAGUUCGUUAUUUACAGGUUUCAUUUUGCCAAAAAAAAAAAAAAAGCAGCACUAUGUUUAGGUUUUUUGUUUGUGUGUGUGGUGGGGGGAACUGUUGAAAGUCCGCCCCGGGUGGUACGAUGUCUCGCUACACCACUAACUUGAGACCAUCGUUGAUCGGGUGGACCGGGCCACGUGUCACAUCAUGUUUCGGGCCUCAAUUGGGAGACUUUAAAAAUAUUUCAGAAUGAGGUACCACGAUGAAUCAUAUGACAGCAAACUUGACUGACAUGACAGACAUGACUGACAUACUCAGUUUGAUGAUGCAUAGUUUGAUACAUAUUGUGAGGAUAUUUCCUUGAAACCAAAUUAACCCAAACCGCAACACAGAGAUUAUUUUUUUUUUUUGGUAUCAGUAUUUGAUCAUCGGCUUCUUUCGUGAAGAAGAAUUAGUAGCCUCAAGUCUGUGCCUCAAAAUUUCAGUAUUCCCAAGCAUUGGUCAGCACGAUGGACUUUGUCCCGACUGUACUGGACUGGUUUAACAUCACCUACCCGAGUUACGAUCUGAACGGCGUUAAGGUAGAACUCACUGGAAAAUCGUUACUUCCUCUGGCUGCUGAUCCGGAUAAUCCAGAGUAUACCCGGGUGUACAGCAGCCAUGACUUCCAUGAGGUAAGUCUGUGGUGGCAGCCGGUGGUUAGUGUUAAGUGUUGCUAGUUUGGUGGAUGGGGUGGCUGGGUUGGUGGAUGGGUGGCUGGGUUGGUGGAUGUGUGGCUUAGGUUGGUGGUUUUGUUGCUAGGUACGUAGGUAACUGGGUAGGUAGGUAGAUGGGUCGGUAGGUGGAAUGGUAGGUAGAUGGAUGGGUAGGUGGGUCGGUAGGUGGAAUGGUAAGUAGAUGGAUGGGUAGGUAGGUGGUUGAGAAGAUGGAUAGUACGAGAGAUAGAGAUAUAAAUCACCAUUGAGACUACGUUGGCACAACCAGAUAGCUGCACUGCACAAUGAGACAAUCUUCCUACAUUCAGAUAACUAUGCUCUUCUCAAUAGGACUAUCUUCCUACAUUCAGAUAACUAUGCACUACCCAAUGAAAAUAUCUUCCUACAUUCAGUUAACUAAGCACUACUCAAUGAGUCUAUUUUUCAUCGUUUAGAUAACUAUGCACUACCCGAUGAGAGUGGUGCGAGAUGACCGUUACAGGCUCAUCCACAACCUCAACAACAGAGCACCUUAUCCAAUAGCCACGGAUCUGUACAUGUGUCCUACCUUUCUGGACAUUCUUAACAGGUAGAGUUGCCAUGGGCAUGGGGGAGGAGGCCGCGGAGGGUUGUCAUUAGGGGUCCUCAAUCGUCCUCCAACACGAUUUUUAGUAUGCACACUAAUUCCGAAGAAACUCGUCCAACCCGUGAUGGCUGGAAACAAACUUUCAGAAUGCGAAUGUUCUUGUUCCUUUUAAAUACAUAUACCGUAAUAUCACGGACUGUCAAAAAUUGUCGCUGUAACUAUAAGCAAGGACCAUCAGAAUCUUUUUCAUGGUAUUGAUUUACUUAGCUCUGUAGCUCUAGUACACAGGUCUUUUAACUCUGUAGCUCUAGUACACAGGUCUUUUAACUCCGUAGCUCUAGUACACAGGUCUUUUAACUCUGUAGCUCUAGUUCACAGGUCUUUUAACUCUGUAGCUCUAGUACACAGGUCUUUUAACUCUGUAGCUCUAGUACACAGGUCUUUUAACUCUGUAGCUCUAGUACACAGGUCUUUUAACUCCAUAGCUCUAGCACACAGGUUUUCAACUCCAUAGAUCUAGUACACAGGUUUUCAACUCCAUAGAUCUAGUACACAUGUCUUCAUCUCUAUUGAUCUAGUACGCAGGUCUUCAACUCCAUAGAUCUAGUACGCAGGUCUUCAACUCCAUAGAUCUAGUACACAGGUCUUCAACUCCAUAGAUCUAGUACACAUGUCUUCAACUCCAUAGAUCUAGUACGCGGGUCUUCAACUCCAUAGCUCUAGUACACAAUUGACAUGUCUUCAACUCCUUUGCUCAAGUACACAGGUCUUCGACUCCAUUGCUCUAGUCCACAGGUGUUCAAGCACCUCAUUUCUAUUGAAAGGAAAUUUCCCAACGACCUCCAUGAUAUAACGACCAUUAAAGUAAAUCGCUUCCCAAUCUUCCUCUUAUUAAUUCGGCUAAUGAAAACACAUCAAAACUAGAUGUUUCAAUAGAAUAUAAGUUUAGCUUUAAAAAAAAAAAGAGUAAUUGUAACUUUAAUUGUAGAUUUAAGACGACAUAUUUAUUUUUAAUGGAAAAAUCACAACUCAUCUUAGUUUAUUUGUUUCAGCCGGUGACCCCACAAAAAUUCCCAUCGCAACCGCAUUUAAGGUACCUCAACCAGUCAUUUGCUGGGGACCCGUGUGGACUAGUAACUUUGAUUAUACCAGGCUGUUCACGUGCCAAACUACAUUUAUAUUAAUGUUUUUUUUUUUUUCUUAAUUCUUAUAACAAGCUAGUUAUAGCAAUGCACGCAAUUUUUGAUUAUUUUUAAAUUCGAAGCUAACCCCGCUUUAGAAACAUUUUGAUGGUAAAUAUUUUCUGACGUAUUCGAUUGGCAACAUCUUUCAACUAUAGAGUAAGCUGUUGUGUUUUAGCUACAGGUUGGUCUCAUCCGAUUUUUGCGUGCCUAAUAAGCAUAUUAGUUAGUUAUACUGGGGCUCAGAAGGGGAAAAUGAGGCACCUAGUCGCAUGUGGGUAUUUAAGUUAAGCUAUUAUUGAAACAAACUCUUUGAUCCUGUUUAUAUAAUUUAGCAUAUGCUUAAUGCCAUCCCCGGAUAAAACUAUAGUUGUAAUGCUAUUUCCAGCUUGAACAACUAUUUUCAUUACACAAGAUCACCAAAAUUCCCCUUCCAAAAAAUAUUUACCCCAAAAGUCCCUUGUUAUAAAACAUCGUGAUUAUCCCCGAAAUCCCCCAUUCCAAAACAUGAUUAUCCCAAAAGUCCCUUAUUAUAAAACAUCGUGAUUAUCCCCGAAAUCCCCCAUUCCAAAACAUGAUUAUCCCAAAAGUCCCUUAUUAUAAAACAUCGUGAUUGUCCCCGAAAUCCCCCAUUCCAAAACAUGAUUAUCCCAAAAGUCCCUUAUUAUAAAACAUCGUGAUUGUCCCCGAAAUCCCCCAUUCCAAAACAUGAUUAUCCCAAAAGUCCCUUAUUAUAAAACAUCGUGAUUGUCCCCGAAAUCCCCCAUUCCAAAACAUGAUUAUCCCAAAAGUCCCUUAUUAUAAAACAUCGUGAUUGUCCCCGAAAUCCCCCAUUCCAAAACAUGAUUAUCCCAAAAGUCCCUUAUUAUAAAACAUCGUGAUUGUCCCCGAAAUCCCCCAUUCCAAAACAUGAUUAUCCCAAAAGUCCCUUAUUAUAAAACAUCGUGAUUGUCCCCGAAAUCCCCCAUCCCAAAAAUCCCUUUCCCAUAACAUAAAUUAACAAGAAAUCCCUCUUUACAGAGUAAGAUUAUCCCAAAGAUCUUCCUUUCAGAAAACAAUUAUCCCAAAAAUCCCUUAUUCUACGACAUCCUGAUUAUAUCGAAAAUCCCCUUCUAGAAAAUAAUUAUCCAAAAAAUUACACUUCCAGACAAUAUUUUCCCCAAAAUUCUCCUAAACUAGAACAUCAUGUUUAUUCCCCUCCCCUUAAGGAAGAUAAUUAUUCACAAAAUCCUACUACCAGAGCACGAUUAUCAUUAAAAAAAUACCCCUUCCAGAACAUGAUUAUCCAAAUAUUUCCCCUCGAAGAACAUGUUUAUUUAAAAAAUCCUCCUUUCCAGAACAUGAUGUUCCUCAAAAUCCCUUUUCCCAAAACUUGUUUAUCCCCGAAAUCCCCCAUUCCAAAACAUGAUUAUCCCAAAAUUUUCCCCUUCCAGAACAUGAUUAUCUCUACAAUCCUACCAUUUCCCCAACAAUCCAAUGGUUUCUCAACAAUCUUUCGUUCCAGAACAAUCCACGGCCAAAUGACCAACUGGUUUAAGAGCCUGAAAGAAUAUUACCACAGGGCUGAAUGGGAGUUGUUCAACCUUGACGAGGACACCCAGGAGCUUCACAAUCUCUACGGCGUCCCAGAGUAUGACAAGGUUUUUCAGCAGAUGCAGAGCAGCCUGGACCGGUGGCUUUGGAGGACCAAUGACCCCUGGCGUUGCAUGCCCCAUGGUGUGCUGGUGAACGAAAAAUGUUGGCCUCUGUAUAAUGACCUUUGAACUAAAAAAAAAUAUCGGCCUACCCAUGCCUAACGCAACGCUUGAAAGUUAGUUUCGUGGCUAUGAAAGAAUUCAAGAGUUACUUCACUAUGCAAUCAGAAAUAUAAUAUCCUAAUUCCUUUCAUAGAGUAAUAUCAGUCUUUAAAUAUCAUCCGAUUGUAUUGAGGGGGUGGUUAUUGUUUGUAUAAUAUUUCAAUUUUAUGAUAAUGCCCCUCCUAAAUGAUGGUAGCCAGCUGUCAAUCUGCCUUCGAUUGUGCAGCGGGAUUGUAUAUGUAUAAGCAAGGCGACACAUGAAAUUUGCAUAAUGUCACGUGAUAUGU
Molecule: messenger RNA, 12709 nt
Organism: Lymnaea stagnalis (great pond snail)
Lineage: Eukaryota; Metazoa; Mollusca; Gastropoda; Lymnaeidae
Source: the annotation of a GenBank genome assembly